AGCCCUAUGGGAAUUUCUCCUCCCUGCUUGCUAGCGUCAGCUACAUCUGUGUCUGUCAGGCAGCAGUUCCAACGGCAGCGGCAGCAGCAGCAGCAGAGUGGCAGCGGCAGCGACUUGGCUCGGGCAGCAGACUGCCUCUCAGUGACAUUCUACUCCAACUUAGGCACGGCGCAGGUCCUCCUGCUCGGCUCAGACUGGGUGGAAAAGUUCUCUCUUUCACUGGCUUGUGAGCUGAUUCCUCUUUAAUUCAUGAGUGGCCGAGGAAGGAUGUCCUGCAACCUGAGGAUACUCUUCUCAUCUGGACAAACAACAGCUUUUUUGGAUGGCUGAAGCAGGGGAGGGGGGUGGGGUGGGGGGGACGUGAUGCUGUACCGUGCGUCUCCUGAGCAGGGAUGACCAAAGCCUUCUGUGUCCACCCUCCUCCCACUCUUCGUCCUCUUUCUCCUCUGCCUCGCUGUUCACACUUUUUUCCCCAGACCCCUCUGGCAUGCGGGGGUCAGGUCAGCAGGAUUUCUCGUCCUCCACGGUCCUCUCUGCAACUGUGUUGUGAUCCUGUUUCUCAGCGCCACACUUGACCUGAAGGUUUCCCAGGCAAAACAAAAGGAUUAACCAUGAACUUUGCUCUCGCCGAGAGACAUCAUCCCUUAAACAGACUGUGAGAUCUGAUGAAACUGAGAUCUUCCUGGAAAUGACAGAACUGUACACAUUUCUCAUGCUUGGAUGCCAGUAAACAGAAGAAGAGCAUGGAAGGAGAAAACAUGGUGAACUCCACAGUAAAUACCAGCACAAUGGACAUCCAGCUGGUCACUCACAGUCUCUGGGAGGUUAUCACCAUCGCGACCGUGUCUGCUAUAGUCAGCCUCAUCACCAUUGUGGGGAAUGUUCUAGUAAUGCUCUCCUUUAAAGUCAACAGCCAACUGAAGACAGUGAACAAUUACUAUCUGCUGAGUUUGGCAGCGGCUGACCUCAUCAUAGGUGUUUUCUCUAUGAAUCUGUACACCUCUUACAUACUGAUGGGCUACUGGGCCUUAGGGAACCUUGCCUGUGAUUUAUGGUUGGCACUGGACUAUGUGGCGAGUAACGCCUCAGUCAUGAACCUGCUGGUGAUCAGUUUUGACCGAUAUUUCUCUAUCACGAGGCCUCUGACUUACAGGGCUAAACGGACUCCCAAACGAGCAGGGAUUAUGAUAGGUCUAGCGUGGCUGGUGUCCCUCAUCCUGUGGGCCCCGCCUAUUCUAUGCUGGCAAUACUUUGUUGGAAAAAGAACUGUCCCUGAGAGGCAAUGCCAGAUCCAGUUUUUCUCGGAGCCUGUGAUAACCUUUGGGACAGCGAUUGCAGCCUUUUAUAUCCCUGUGUCCAUCAUGACAAUCCUCUACUGUCGAAUUUACAAGGAGACAGAGAAAAGGACCAAAGACCUGGCGGAGCUUCAGGGGAUUAAUUAUCCUACAGAGUCUGGGACAACCCAGCCUCAGAAGGCUAUCAUCAGAUCAUGUUUUAGCUGCAAACUAAAAUCAACUUCACAUGACAGGAACCAAGCCUCCUGGUCAUCCUCCAGCAGGAGCAACGCUGCCAAAUCAGCAGCCACCACCAAUGACGAGUGGUCCAAAGCUGGUCAGCUGACAACGUUCAACAGCUAUGCCUCCUCAGAAGACGAGGACAGGCCCGUGUCCCCAGGAGGCUUCCAGUCCUCCUUCAGGAACCAAGCUUGCGAGGCCAGUAAAAGCAGAGUUGGCAGUGAGAGCGAGCAGCUCAGCAGCUACGAUGAGGACAGUUUCUUCCAGACACCGCCCAAAAGCAGCUCUCAGAAGAGCAGCAAGUGCGUGUCCUACAAGUUUAAACCCGUAGCCAAAGACACUCAAGCUGAGCACCACAACAAAAAUGGAGACACCAAAAUGGUGUCGUCCAUGUUCUCCUCGGCCGAAUCCAUGAGCGUUCCAUCCACCUCCUCCACGUCUAAGCCCACAGACGCUACGCUGAAGAACCAGAUGACCAAGCGGAAGAGGAUGGUGCUGAUCAAGGAGAGGAAAGCAGCUCAAACUCUCAGCGCUAUCUUGCUGGCCUUCAUCCUAACGUGGACGCCUUACAACAUCAUGGUGCUGAUUUCAACCUUCUGCUCAGACUGCAUCCCCCUCUCCCUCUGGCAUCUGGGCUACUGGCUGUGCUACGUCAACAGUACUGUCAACCCCAUGUGCUACGCCCUUUGUAACAAGACUUUUCAGAAGACCUUUCGCAUGCUCUUACUCUGUCAGUGGAAAAAGAAAAGGAUUGAGGAGAAACUAUACUGGUACGGACAAAACCCUGUGGUCAGCUCCAAACUGACAUGAAGGUUUGUUUUAAGAUGGUGUAUGGCAACAGCUGUAAAUCAUAUGUUUGUAUCAGUAAUCUGUUCUUUAUGAACCUGAAUUCUACAUAGUAGGUGAUACCAGAAGUAAAAUAUAUAGAUAUCAAGAGGCUGGUACAUCUUAUAGUGUGCUCAUUGAUUAGUAGGUCUGCUAUAGUAUAUGUUUAUUGCUUCUAAAACUCUGGAAAUGGGAGCCCAUUAUACAAUUGUACCAGUAUGACACUGUAUAUAGGCUCUACAAUAGCUUUUAAAAACAGCAUUUACUCAUAAACUUGCACACGAUGUCAUCAGUUAUCAUAGAUUAUUUCAUAAUGUGCUGUAUUUGUAUUCUCCCCCAAUUUGAUGCUUCUGCACCCAAAACACAUGCAGAUCUCUCUAAGUCUUUUUGAAUAUUGUGUUUGUGUUGUUUGCAUACGUUUUGGAAUGGCUGCUUUUGUUUUAAAGGGCUAAUUCGUGUCAUCCUAGUGUCAGAGUCUGCGUUCUAAGUCAAGAUUGUAACUUGACGAUAAUCAAAGCCUUUGGUGCCAUUGCAGUUUGUCAGAUGACUAAAUAUAGAUUCAGUUUAAGUGUUUUCACAUGACAUGCAUUUUCUAUGUUGCAAAGUUUCUGUUUAAAAUACAGUCAGAUACGCACGGAGAACAAAGCCUGUAAUUAAACAACAGGCACUAGUAAAAUCCCUUAAAUGAUACUACUGGUCAACAGGUGAAAGACAAUGCUGUAAAUCUUUUGAUUUGAAUGACAUGACUAACUUGCUAACCAUGUCAGUGUUUACAGAGGAAGUGGCAUGGAGGAUUUGACAGCACAUGCUGUUUACGAAAACCUCUUUAUUACCCUUCAUCCUCAGGAUAUCUUCUUUUCCUUUGAGCAUACAGUUGUUCUCUGCAGAUUACUGUGGCUAAAUCAAUGUCAUCAUAUCCUUGUCGUAUUUCUGCCAAGCCUGUGAUUUAUUGUGGAAAAAAACAUGUUUGUGAAAUUCUCCUAUCUGUAAGCGUUGGAUGGAAGAUGACAUGCAAAAGUUGUUUUGUUAUUAUUUGCCAUAAGCUAUAAUGUCUUGAAACACUGUUUUUGGAACUGUGACAGACGUUUGCACUUGCAACUGGCAGAAUGACGAUGCUUUGCUUCAUGUGUGUUGAUAUGGCGUACAAUGGAAACAAAGCUAGAUCUUAAACAUUACUGCAAUUUUAUACUGUGUUUCAAGUUUGUGAUAAAAGUUUUUGUUUUCUUGUU
Messenger RNA from Mugil cephalus (flathead mullet), 3568 nucleotides. It is a transcript of the gene chrm5a, whose product is annotated as cholinergic receptor, muscarinic 5a. Gene Ontology annotation, biological process: G protein-coupled receptor signaling pathway, coupled to cyclic nucleotide second messenger; chemical synaptic transmission; adenylate cyclase-inhibiting G protein-coupled acetylcholine receptor signaling pathway. Gene Ontology annotation, molecular function: G protein-coupled acetylcholine receptor activity; G protein-coupled serotonin receptor activity. The transcript is spliced from 2 exons. Bases 744 to 2324 code for a protein of 526 amino acids. Lineage: Eukaryota; Metazoa; Chordata; Actinopteri; Mugiliformes; Mugilidae. The record is from RefSeq and is a predicted model, not a curated record. Gene Ontology annotation, cellular component: synapse; plasma membrane; dendrite.